Messenger RNA from Pterocles gutturalis (yellow-throated sandgrouse), 218 nucleotides. It is a transcript of the gene NDUFB6, whose product is annotated as NADH dehydrogenase (ubiquinone) 1 beta subcomplex, 6, 17kDa. NCBI's taxonomy places the organism in Eukaryota, Metazoa, Chordata, Aves, Pterocliformes, Pteroclidae. The record is from RefSeq and is a predicted model, not a curated record. The annotation marks the transcript as partial. Gene Ontology annotation, biological process: mitochondrial ATP synthesis coupled electron transport; mitochondrial electron transport, NADH to ubiquinone. The transcript has 3 exons.
UGUCCCCGCAGGUGUACAAGGCCUACCAGACGGGCGGGUUCGUGCUGCUGCGGGUGCUGAUCCCCGCCUGGCUGGUGCACUACUACCUGAAGUACCACAUCAUGAAAAAGCCACAUGGAAUUGUCGUGUCAAAUCCACGGAUAUUCCCCGGGGACAGAAUUUUAGAGACUGGAGAAGUUCUUCCACCCCUGAAAGAAGACCCCCAUGAGCACCACUGA